Molecule: messenger RNA, 1335 nt
Organism: Aspergillus terreus NIH2624
Lineage: Eukaryota; Fungi; Ascomycota; Eurotiomycetes; Eurotiales; Aspergillaceae
Exons: 4
Coding region: 1-1335 (444 amino acids)
Biological process (GO): transmembrane transport
Cellular component (GO): fungal-type vacuole membrane
Molecular function (GO): transmembrane transporter activity
Source: RefSeq, a predicted model, not a curated record
AUGGCCAGCACAGCCAGCACUGACAACACCAGUCCCAUGCAUGAGCAGCAAGACCUGAAGGCCGACCCUGAAAAGGCUGGGGUGUCAAUUCCCAGUGACAAGCCAGGUGACGCAACCAAAUUGGACGACACCAGCUCCCCCGAUGGCGGUCUCACUGGAUGGUUGGUCGUUUUAGGCGCGUGGUGUUGCUCUUUUUCCAGCCCGGGUUGGACCAAUAGUGUGGGCAGCUUCCAACAGUACUACGAGACAGGCCCUCUAAAAGACUACUCCAGCAGCACCAUUGCUUGGAUUCCGUCACUCCAGUUGUUCUUCCUGUUCGCCUUAGGGCCUAUUGUGGGCAUCAUAUUUGACAACUAUGGACCGAGGCCGCUCAUCAUUGGCGGCACGCUUUUCCACGUCUUCGGGCUGAUGAUGGCCUCAUUGGCGAAGACAUACUACCAGUUCAUCUUGUCCCAAGGAGCAGGCUCAACCUAUUCUUUGUCCCUUAAGUGGCUCAUGCUGACAGAUGUCCUGCGCGAUGAAGCACUCGCCUGUGUUUCGACCUGGUUUUCUAAGAAGCGUGGAGCCGCCAUGGGCAUCAUGGUGACAGGGUCGUCAGUCGGCGGAGUCAUCUUCCCCAUCAUGAUCAGUCGCAUGAUCCGGAGUACCGGGUACCCCUGGGCCAUGAGGACAGCCGCCUUCCUUAUCCUUGCCCUGCAGGUCAUUGCAAUUGUCACGGUUCGCCCAAGAACCAAGCCAGUGCCGAAGAAAAUGCCUACCGGUCGCUUUGCUGCACCCUUUAUAGAGUUCCCGUUUGUGAUGUUGCUGCUGGGCAUCUUCGUCCUGACCUACGGUAUCUUCAUUCCCAUCGACUAUCUCGCUGUACAGGGCUUUCAGGAGGCGCACAUGUCAGAGGAGAUGUCUCAUCUUUUCGGUCGUCUGGCGGCUGGCUAUGGUGCUGAUAAAAUCGGAAGAUGGAAUAUGUUCAUCAUCGCCUGUACUCUGUCUGGCAUUUCCGAGUUCGCAGUCUGGAUCCCAGCCAAGCGCUCGUCCAUCGCCAUCGGCUUCGCCAUCAUGUUUGGCUUUGCCUCCGGAGCCUUUAUUGGUCUAUCCGGCGCCCUUCCUAUCUCAGUGUCCCCUCCGCCCGAGAUGGGCUACCGGCUUGGUAUCGUCUUCUUCGCCAUUUCGAUACCCGCCCUCACUAUGGCGCCCAUCGGUGGGGCCAUCCUGCAAAAUGCGUCCAACGGCUGGCUGGACGUGGAGAUCUUUGGGGGUGUUAUGUGCGUUGCAGGGUCGGCGAUUGUCCUGCUAUCCAGGUGGCUCUACACCGACAAAAAGCUUUUCAAGGUGUUUUGA